Diachasma alloeum is the source of this 892-nucleotide messenger RNA. RefSeq names its product biogenesis of lysosome-related organelles complex 1 subunit 2 (gene Blos2). Gene Ontology annotation, cellular component: gamma-tubulin complex; BLOC-1 complex; BORC complex. Lineage: Eukaryota; Metazoa; Arthropoda; Insecta; Hymenoptera; Braconidae. The record is from RefSeq and is a predicted model, not a curated record. Gene Ontology annotation, molecular function: gamma-tubulin binding. The transcript is spliced from 2 exons. Gene Ontology annotation, biological process: endosomal transport; lysosome localization. The coding region runs from base 146 to 628 and encodes 160 amino acids.
UCAGUGGGCGAUGGUGUGGGGAGUGCGCAUGAGUCGGGACGUGAUGUCUCGCGGGAAUCGAACAUAGCCUCCAACGUCAUUUGGAGAUUCUUUUGUGAAGAAGACGGUGUUUGUUUUGUUGAAAAUUUUUCCCAAAAACCCAACAAUGAACGACAACUUGGAGGACCCCCACGUGAACGCCCUUCCAACCGACAACUUGGACGAUGGAAACCAGCGCUGUGAAUCUCCAAAACGUGGAACAACCCUCUCAACAAGCACAAGUUCCUUCGAGGCCCUAGACCCCCACGACCCCAACCUGAGUCGCCUAGCCAACGCAAUGUUCCAGAAGACUGGGGAGUACCUGCAGAAGGAGUUGACAGCAACCCACGCAGACUAUCGUCUCCUGGAACGAUUGAACAAAGAAGCAAUAGCCAAAUACGCUGAACUAAAGACAAUAUCGUGCAAUGUGUCCCAGUCUCUGGAUGCAUUGAAUCAAAAAUACAAAAAACUGCAGCCAGUGCUGGAGAAUAUCAAUCAAAUCGACGACAGUGUCGCUAAAUUGGAGCAGGCUGCUUACAAAUUGGCUGCCUAUUCCAAGAGACUAGAAGCCAAGUUUAAGGAUUUAGAAAAAGAGAACAGAAAUAAAUGAAAAUGAGGGGAGAGAGAGGGAUUUCUUUAGAAUUUUGUCAUUCCUGAAAACUGCAUUAAUUGAUAAAAGGGGAUCAUGAGACAAAAUUAAUGGGUACGAUCCUAUUUUGUAUUAUUUAUGUUUAUAAGUGUUAAAUCAUCAUGUAAAUACGUGCAUUGAGAAUUUAUUAUUUCAAAUGUACGUUCUGGUUGAAUUUAAGGAUUUAUAUAAAUUAUUGUGGACAUAAUUUAAACUUUUCUGUAAAUAAAAUCGUGGAAAAUUAUA